GCCGUCAUCUCCAUCAGCUAUCCACACCUACUACCAAGACUACUCUCAUCGAUGCCCCGCCUUUCCAUAGUUGCCUCUUCUUCUUCUAUCUCUGUGAUAAACCACAGCAAUAGUACGCAGUCAUUUUUCGCCGGAUAAGACGUUGUCGAGACUUGAGGCUUAUCCAGUGAAAUCGGAUAAUAUAAGAACAACAUCAUUGCUAUCUGCUGGAAGAGGCGGCCAGAUACGAAGAAUAGCAUCUCUGAUGAUUGCCGGUUGUCCUCGUCUGUUGACCUACCGAUCGUUGAGUGGGGUCGCACGCAUGCGGCGGUGCAAGGUGAGAUAAACCCCAGCAUAUCCAGCAACAACAAUUGAAUGCAUUGCCCGAGACGCUUAAACACUUCGGGACACGGUCAAUAACCUCCACUUCACCUUUCACCCAAUAAUACAAGUCGGAUAUCCGCGAAAGAUAAGACGAGCCACGACAUACAACACUACUAGUACUGAAGGUUAUCGUCUCCAGAUAAGGUAUUAUGUCAUGUCGUCCCGUAUCUCUGCCCUGAUGGUAUAUAACAAUAAUGCAGUCCAUCACCGUCGUUCUCUCUCUCUGGUCAUCUAUCAUAUUCACAACGAUGUCCAAGUUGGAAUCAAGGCCAUCACUCGAGAAAGUUAUCGACGACGAAGCUGCCCGAGACUCUUUCACUAAGGUUGAAGAGGUGGCCGAGGUCUCUGAUUAUUCUUUUACCAAAGAAGAAAACCGAUCCAUUGUACGCAAAUUCGAUUGGCAUAUCUUACCUUUCGUCUGGGCUUGUUAUCUCUUCAACUCCCUCGACCGUAACAAUGUCUCCAACGCCAAAUCGGAUGGAAUGACUACCGACCUCAACUUCCCUGACGAAGGCUAUAGCAUUAUGCUCACCGUGUUUACUGUUCCCUUUGCCUGUCUUGUCGUUCCCGGUGUCAUGCUCACAAGAAAGAUUGGUCCAAGGUUCACUAUUCCAGGUUAUAUGCUCGGCUGGGGUGCGAUGGCGAUGAUCAAUGCUGGGUGUAAGAACUUUGCAGGUGUUCUCAUUGUUCGUUUGAUUCUGGGUGCCUUUGAAGCUGGUUUCGCUGCGUCUUUGAUUUUCUAUCUUACCACCUUUUACACUAGGGGCGAACUGGGCAAGCGAAUCGCCGCCUUCUACUCAUGUCAAGCUCUCUCCGGUGCUUUCUCCGGCCUUAUCGCCUACGGUGUCUUCCAAAUGGACUCCAAACUCUGGGGCUGGCAAAUCCUUUUCCUCAUCGAAGGUGCUUUCACUGUCGCCUUUGCCAUCCUCACCGGCCUCAUGCUCCCAUGGUCCCCUAGCACUGCGUCAUUCUUGACCGACCGAGAGAAGGAGGUUGCCCGACUUCGUAUCUUGAGGGAUGGUUCCACCGCCAUCGACACCAAGUUCAACAGGAAGGCAUUCUUCAAGCCUUUAAAGGACUGGAAAUUCUACGUUUUCGCUUCUAUCGCCCUCUGUUACGGUGUCGCCGCCUCUGUGGCCGGUAGUUUCCUCACCCAAAUCAUCGGCCGAUUCCAUUAUUCCACCGUCAAGACCAAUCUUUUCACCGUUGCUCCAUAUGCCGUCGGAACCAUUGCACUUUGCGCCACCGCUUGGUCCUCAGAUCGUUUCCGUGAACGAGGUUUCCAUCUUGCCUCUUCUCUUAUUCUCGUGUUUAUUGGGUGUAUCCUUUUGGUCGCGCUUCCCGUUACCAGUGUUGGCCCAGCUUAUUUUGCCACUUUCCUUAUCACCGCGGGCGCUUUCACUCCGAGUGUCAUAUUCCAUACGUGGCACCAAUGUAACGACCCUACUGAAGAUGGUCGAGCCUUUAGAGUAGGUACUUACACCUUCCUUGCCAAUUUGGGUGGUAUCGUUUCUGCCCAGAUCUUCCUUGACAAAUGGUCGCCGGCCUACAUCAUUCCCCUCAGUGUUACUGCCGGCAUUGAAGGUCUUGCGGCCAUCCUCGUCAUUGGUUUGCGGAUGUGGAUGUACCUCGACAACCGAAAGAGAAAUCAAGCCCAAGGCGUCAACUGGCAGAGCAAAGAUGUCCCCACCGAGAUUCUGGUGGAGGGACCAAAGAACCCAUUGUUCCGUCACUUCUAUUGAUUUUCCUUUUGCACCUUUUCUCAUCUAAGAAUAGCUGUUGGUUUUUCACACUGUAUGGGCUUUCAAAUUUGUAGUACUGUGACUAGAGUGUUACGUUGUAGUAGUAGUAAGCGUCGGCUGUUCGAACGAAUUGUCAAAAAGUCGUCUCGCAUAUCGUUUGAUAGUUGUCAUGUUACAAUUCAGCAUAAACGGCGUGGCCUGAGCGCCUUGUACUGCC
Messenger RNA from Cryptococcus deneoformans JEC21, 2322 nucleotides. RefSeq lists its product as hypothetical. The transcript has 7 exons. Gene Ontology annotation, biological process: transmembrane transport. Bases 558 to 2105 code for a protein of 515 amino acids. NCBI's taxonomy places the organism in Eukaryota, Fungi, Basidiomycota, Tremellomycetes, Tremellales, Cryptococcaceae. Gene Ontology annotation, molecular function: transmembrane transporter activity. Gene Ontology annotation, cellular component: membrane. The record is from RefSeq and is a predicted model, not a curated record.